CGCGCGCCUCGCCCUCUCCACUCCCCACCUUUCAGAGCGGAGCGGCUUUCGUUAAGUGUAAGAAAACAAAAAGGCUUAAAACGAGGGGGGGGGAACUCAACAUGGACUUUAAAGCGCGGGAAUAAGCGUCCGGACUUCGGGGGAGCAAGUUAAAAAACAAUAGGUGAGAGCCUAAUUGAUCUGGUGCCUUUCACCUCCGUGAAGUCAACGCGGAUGUGUCGGUUGCUGUUUUGUAAUUCUCCGUUUAGAAAUAAUUCACCGGUGUAAAAUCUCCUUCCUCAAUGGGAAACGGUGAAAGUGUCGGAGCUGAAGUGAAGUACUUUUCAAUUUAAUUCAUCCAGCAGCGUUUGUUUUUUUAUUUUUUCUAUUUAAACUCCAACUUUCACAACUUCUUCUGUCCUGUUCACAGCGAACACAGAGAACACUACGUAUAAAUACAGACAUUUAAACUAAAUAUAACUUGUGUCUACAUGGACUUUUUAAACGUAAUCUGGCUCCGUAUGUCUCCAAACGCAAAGAAGAGCAUGUCAAUAAAUCUACUUUCCUCACAUGUCUCACUCUAAACCGCUAAAAUCUGCAAAACAACAUCUGCGAAACACAUCCAGCUCCACACAUCCAACACCUGGGCACAUCUGUCAGAGCUCUCUCCCUCGUGUUAGUGCAGUGAUCCAGGGACAUUCGGAGCCCUGGCUUCACCAGAGUGGACACGUCGUGCAUUGGACACGGCAAGUAGUUAAAACAGGACGGCUGCAGAAAACUACUUGAGGAAACUUUUUCAAAACUCCGGCCCGCCUUCAGCCGUGAUGAGUUCAGAAGACGACCCGUGCCACAGCAAGCUCCACGUCAACUCCACCGACACCCCGCUGAUCAGCGCCAGCAUGUUCGCCGCGGGCAUCUUCGGCAACGUCGCUGCGCUGGUGAUCCUGGAGAUCCGGCGACGCAGAGAAGCGAGGACCGAGGGCGCGUGGCGGCGCAAGCUGUUUCACAUCCUCAUCACGUCGCUGGUGGUCACGGACCUGAUGGGGACCUGCCUGAUCAGCCCGCUGGUGCAGGUGGCGUACUCUCGCAACAUUAGCAUGGUGGGGAUGUCGCCUACAGAUAAGAGCGUGUGUUCGUACUUUGGUGUCAGCAUGACCUUCUUCAGUCUGGCCACGCUGUCGCUCCUCUUCUCAAUGGCGUUAGAGAGAUGCGUUGCCAUUGGAUACCCCUACCUGUACAGCCAGCACGUCACCAAGAAAUGUGCCUACUUCACAAUCCCGUUGGUGUUCGUGUUAUGCAUGUCCUUCUGUCUGCUCCCUUUUGUGGGAUUUGGUAAAUAUGUACAAUACUGCCCCGGCACGUGGUGCUUCAUUGACAUGAACCCAAAGGAAAGAGACGACCAAGUCUACUCCAACCUGUACGCCACGAUCAUGCUGGUGCUGGUGCUGGCCAUUGUGGCUUGCAACGGUUUUGUGGUGUACCAGCUGUUAAAGAUGUACCAGCGCCGGAGGAGGAACGGCGGCUCGGUGAUCUCGAUGUCGAGAUCCAACAAUGACAGCAGACCCAUGUCCAUGGCCGAGGAGGUGGAGCAUCUCAUCCUGCUGGUCUUCAUGACCAUCAUCUUCAUCAUCUGCACGCUGCCCCUAGUGAUCCGGGUGUACAUCAACACUGGUAAUCCUAAGGAGUCUCACCCCUUGGACCUGAUCGCCCUCCGCUUCAUCUCCGUCAACUCCAUCAUUGACCCCUGGGUCUUCAUCCUCCUCUCCCCCAGCGUGCUGCACUUUUGCUGGGACUCUAUCUGCCGGGCCUCCCUAGGACUCUCCAGGGGUUAAAGAGAGUACCGCUAACAUCACGCUGCCUCAGCCCUCACAGGACAACACUGACCAUUUUCAGUCUGGGGCCAUAGCCUGACAUGACAUGACAUUAUAAUUUGAUAUUUAUAUUUAUUGGACACGUGAUUUGUUGGUGUGUUUUCCUCUGUGAUCACAUAAAGUGGAGAAGUUUCACGGGGCUGCAACAUCUCUUCCCCUGUGGGUGGUUCAUUUGUGGGUGUUGCCUUGAGAUAACAGCCCUUUCUAACUGAUAACCACGUCCAACCAGUUUUAUCAAAUGGUGGCCACUUGUUGCCAUUUACUAGGCGUUUCCAUCCACUUCUAGCAUUUCAUUGCCUACUGACUUCUCUACAUAUCUAUAUAGAUAUAUAGAUAUAUCUAUAUAUAUAUUUAAAGUAUAAAAGCUCAACGUUUUGCCUCUUUUGCUGCUUGUAUUUUAUGUCGGAGAAUCAGUUAAAUGAAAAAGGCUGCUGAUGGGAAAAACAACAACAAACUGCAAGUGCAUUUGUCUACGAUGCAUUAAGACUGAACUGUUUGGAUGGAGAGUCUUGAGCAAGGACAUGUGACAGUGGGGAGGGGGGGGUUCUUCCAUCACCGUGUACAGAGAGAGCGAUUCGCCUUCGAUCCAGGACAAAGGAAGGAAGAGUUACCGACGACAUAAAGCCUUGCUCGCACACGCCUCCUCUGAUUCAACCAGUCACGCCGAGUCAGACAUCACGUUCGGAGCGGGAUCCGUUUUCACCUGCCAUUAAUAUGUAGCUGUACAGAACAAAGCACGGGAUCCAUAUAACAUCACGUGAACAGACACAGAGAUAAAUGUAUGAAUGACAAGAUCAGAUGGGACCAUGAUGCUCAUGUAAGAAGAUAAAAAAAUGUUGGGCGCCACAUUUAUUGUCAAAUUUAAGGUCAGAGAUUCUGAGAACAAAUAAUGCAGCAUAUCUACAUAUAAACCAGACAUGUGACAUGCAGAUAUAGAUACUGUAUCUGAAGCAUGCCUUUGUCCUCUGAAUACUUCAGUGAUCAUGGGUCAUCAUCCUGAGAACAUUAUCUCAUCACCUUUGGAGCUUCUUAACCUCUGGUCCGCUUUGGUAACCCCUCCCCCCUCACAUUCAUACCAGACCCCUGCUGGAAAAGUCAAAGGGCAAGAAGCCCCUUAGAGACGUUUGGUCCGUACUUCACUCAGGGAGUGGGCGGGAAAGAGCGACGGCAGUGACAUUAUUUCAUUUCUCUGUACAUGCAGCAUAUAUUAUAAUAUUUUAUAAAAAAAAAUAUAUAUAUAUAAAAAAAAAAGGUUGUUGAUAUGAGACUGUAGUUACCCUUUGACUUGAAACCUCUGCUUCGUGUAUUGUUAAGUAACAGCAGGUAAAUAUUCUCAUAUAAUCUUGCUCUACACGUAAUGCUUGUGACCUACUAAACGAAUGAUCGCACACAAGUUAAGCAAAUGAUGGGACUUUCUUUAAAUGACAAAAUAACACACUUCACCAUACUGUUAGAGGCCCCGUCAUUAAAACCACUAGUUUUCAGAAAAUGCUGUUAAAAACAAAAGUCUCAAUCAUUUAAUAAGCUAACAAUUUUAUUUUGAAAAUGAUUUAUUUAUAGGGUAUAAAAUGUAAAAGUAUCAAGCCUCUAAGUUUUUAGGAACACCUAACUAAAACUACUGCAGUCUGACACAACAGCCCUGCAGUAAAACUUUAAUAUUUGGUGUGACGUCACUGAUAUAAGUGGAUAAAAUAACAGAAACACCUGUCAGUAUUAUGCAAAACAAUUAAACAGCAGCACAAACUGCAGCCUCCGAAAUGAAGAAAAAGUUAAAUCAACACGUCUGUGAAACACUUUUGAGCAGAAACUGAACAUUAUAACCUUCAUGCAGGAGGAUUUACUGCACUUCUGUUGUAAUAGGCUGCAUUAGUUUUAGCUAUGUGAUCCUUAAUCACAUGCCAACUGAGCGUAUAUCAUCUGUUACUCUUUAAAGAAAAGAAAAAAAGCAUUAUUGUUUGUUUUCAAUUUGUGGACAGAUUUCUGAGCAACUUAAUGAUGUUUCUUCCUGUAUCUUGCUUUAUUUCCUCUUGGGAGGUUUUUUCAUUCAGUCACGUUGCCUGUAAACCCUUGAUUUUUUUUUUUUUUUUUUACCCAUUGACUUUUAAACUGCAGUGCCAUUUGAACUGCAUUAGUUUUACAAGGGAACAUUUUGAAUCAUUUUUUAUCCGACGUGCAUAUUUCCAGGGAACCGAUCUGACGGCACAUAUGAUGUUUCUUUAAUUUCCUCCUGGUGAUUCCAGUCAUCUUCUAACUAAUGCAAGCCCACUGAUAAUGGUUCAUCAUUCUCCCCUGACUAGUAGAAGGUUACACCGGGUUAAAUUGCGUAAAACCACAGGGAAUUAUUACAGCAUCCUUAUAGAAAGAAUCACAACCAAACUGAGCUCCAGUGUCUGGCAAGAAAAUAAGCUACUACAGAUUUUUGCAGGAUCUCCGGUCGUAAAUCUCUCUCGAAAAAGAAAGAAAAACACUCGGGUUACGCAACAGCAGGGGUCCAGUUCAAAUUGAAUGAGUGGUGUGUAACAUCAGUGUGUAUAAUGUGAGAAAAAAAACAAAAACAAACUACAAUUCUCAUAUGACUGUCAUUUUAGAGGGUGUGAGAAUUGUGUGAGCAUCAGGUAAACUUUGUGGCUGUGAGCAUUAGUGUUUGUGGUGUGUGUGUGUGUGUGUGUGUGUGUGUGUGUCUGAGAGAGGGUGUGGGAGAGUGCUGAAGAUAUUGUUUAGCUAUUGUGUUGUGAGAACAGCGGUUUAUUGCCGUCCUCGAUCUGUUGUUGGUUCUGAGCUCAGCAUCAAAAUGUUCAGUGUUUACCAUGGGUAUACUGCUUCCUGUGGAUGUUGUGUGUGACUUUUGCUUCUGUGUGUGUGUGUGUCAGUGCUUUUUCCUGUUGCGUCUUUUUGAAAAUAUGGAAGUUCCCACUUAUAUGCUUGUCUGUUCAUGUGCCUAUAAUAUGUGUGUGUGUGUGUGUGUGUGUGUGUGUGAGAGAGACAGACAGCGCUGAAAUGUAAUGAUGUCAAACCAGAAUGCUACCUACCUGGACGUCUUGUACUCGUCUUGUGAUUAUAAAGUACUGUAGAUGAAACUGAAUGCACUGAGGAUACAAGUGUGUGUAUGUGUGUUUUAUGGCUUGUGUAAAUAAACAUCUCAUCCACUAAA
This is a messenger RNA of Seriola aureovittata, 5001 nucleotides long. RefSeq names its product prostaglandin E receptor 2a (subtype EP2) (gene ptger2a). Gene Ontology annotation, molecular function: prostaglandin E receptor activity; thromboxane receptor activity. The record is from RefSeq and is a predicted model, not a curated record. Bases 804 to 1811 code for a protein of 335 amino acids. Gene Ontology annotation, cellular component: plasma membrane. Gene Ontology annotation, biological process: adenylate cyclase-activating G protein-coupled receptor signaling pathway; cellular response to prostaglandin E stimulus; inflammatory response. Lineage: Eukaryota; Metazoa; Chordata; Actinopteri; Carangiformes; Carangidae. The transcript is spliced from 3 exons.